AGCUUUAAGAGCUCACGUAUUUGCGGCCGCCAUUUUGUGGGCAAUAUUUGCCCAUAUGGCCAGUCUGUAUUUAAAAGUCUCAGGAUUUGUCUAACUCAUGUAGACCCUUAAAUUACUUAUGUUAUUAGUGUGAUAAUUGUACCAAGUAUUCAUUUAAAUGUAUUGGCAAUGUCGGGGAAUACUAAACUCAUCUUAAGACCAAAAGUUAGAUUUUCUCAAUUUUCUGACAAAAAGCGAAAUGAUGAAUUAAUUAAGGAAUUUUGUAAGGCUGAUACAAAUCUACAAACAAAUGGUCCUAAAAUCAAGAGUAUUAUAACUUUUAAAAGACCAAUUAGAAUAGUAGAUUCUGUGGGAUCUGCUAGUGUUCAUGAUAAAGACAUAUCUAUAAAAAAUUGUGAUAUAAAAAUCGCAACUUGCUCUGAUAUAACAUCUAGAAAUACUCAAGAUACAUCUCUAUCUAACAAUAACGUGUCAGAAACUAAGAUUUCAAGAAUUUUAUGCAAUGCAAAUAGUAGUCAAGACAAGAAAGAAAAUGACUAUUUAUUACAACAGGAUAAGAAAAUAUAUAUGCAACCUGAUACUUUAAAAUAUUGUCGAAAAAUUUUACAACAAAAGGAUAAAGAAAAUAAGGAUAUAGUAUCAACGAAAAUUACAUCUAAGAAAAAUAGUGUUACAAUAAGAACAAAACAUUCACACUAUAAACAACCAGUUGUAUGCAAGAAAUUAAAACUUUCUACAAGUAGCAAUGAUAUACAAGAAAUAGAUAAUACAAAUUCUAAGAAAACAGAAAUGAUAAAAUCAAGAUCUGCACCAAAUAUUAUAGAAAAAACUAAAAAUCAUACAACCAAAACAAGAAUCCUUAAUACAAAAUCUACUUUACCCAAUGUUAUGCCAUGUUACAGAUAUAUCAAGACUGGAAUAAUGAAAAAUAAAGUUUCUUCAGUUAAAAAAAUUGUAUUGCAUAGUACAACAAAUUCCACAAUCAAAACUUCUGUAGAUUCAGGAAUUUGUCAUAAACAGCAAAAUGAUAUAAUGACGAAUAAAAAAUGUUAUACUAUGUCGAAUGCUGUGGAAAAACUAGCACAACCAGAAUAUAAUUCUGUCAUGUGUACUUUUAAUAAACUUAAGAAAAUUAAACAACAAAAAAUUGUAAAAGAUAUUAAUCAUUUGCCAUCUAUACAGAAGGAUCUUUUAAAUGAAAAGAUUUCUACUGCAUUGGAUUUUCCAUUGGAUGAAACAAUUUUUAAAAAUUUAGUGGACUUGAGCAUAGAUGAUAAACAGAUGUCUACUAUAAUGCGAACCAAGGAUCCAGAACCACGGCAAAAGGAUAUCAUACCUAAACUUUCUGACUUUUUUGUACCUGAGUAUACAAAAGAUAUCUGCACAUCUAUGCAUGUUAAACUUCGUGCCCCAAAAAUUAACGAAGAUUGGAAUAUUUUUAAAAUUAGCAACAAGACACUUGACUGGAGACAUAGUUUGGAUGAUGUACGAUAAUAUAUUUAUACUUUUUGUUUGACAAGUUAUAUAAAAAUUAUUAGUAAUGCAUAUAUAUAAUAAAUGUAAUGAUUAAAAGGAUAUAAAAUAAAUAAAACUAGUCUUAACAUCA
Molecule: messenger RNA, 1606 nt
Organism: Odontomachus brunneus
Lineage: Eukaryota; Metazoa; Arthropoda; Insecta; Hymenoptera; Formicidae
Exons: 2
Coding region: 169-1494 (441 amino acids)
Source: RefSeq, a predicted model, not a curated record